Molecule: messenger RNA, 777 nt
Organism: Helobdella robusta
Lineage: Eukaryota; Metazoa; Annelida; Clitellata; Rhynchobdellida; Glossiphoniidae
Exons: 3
Coding region: 1-777 (258 amino acids)
Source: RefSeq, a predicted model, not a curated record
AUGCAGAUAGUGAAAGAGAAGUCUACACGAGAUAGUUAUCACGAUAUGAAAAAAGCCAUUAUGGCUCGUUUGAUCAACAACCGAGAACACAAAAGCAACGUAAGUAGUCAAACAAACAAUCCCAUUUCAGCAGUUAGCCACAAUUCUUCAUGUUCAUCUCUUACCGCUAUGGGUAGGUCAUCUGUUUUUCCGCUUCUAAACGCUGCGAUGAUACAAUUUCAAAGUGGCUUGUUGACUGGAAAAAUUUGUGGUUGUGAUUUUGGAGAAAACUGCACACAUUUGACAGAAAAUAUCAAAUCUAAACGCAAUCAGACGUGGAACGUUAAAGAUAUUUCUGGAUCUACCACUGCAACUUCUUCUGUGGCUACCAACUCUUUAUUGACAAAUCAGAUCAACAAACCAACAUUAUUAAAUAAUGUUGUAUGUGGUACACCUACGCUAGAAACAGUAUUUGAAAGCUAUGACGGAGAAAAUGAUGAAAACUCUAAUUACGAUUUGAAAAAAUAUAAAAAAACACACAACGAAGAAAGUAAAAAUAAUUCGAUACAUCAUUCUGAAAGAGAGACAAAAACUUUUGUUAACACAUUUAAAAGUGAUAUUCAGUACGAAAAUAAUAGACCAAAAACAAAAAUAAAAAAAUUGAAUUUUUUCGAAUAUGAAAACAAUCAGAUUGGAAUGGAUUCAAAAAAUAAAUUACAGGAAUCACGUGAUUAUUUAAAAAAUAGUGAAAAAAUUAAUGCUGAAAUGAAAGAACAUGACAUGGAAGCCAAAAAGUAA